AAGCCCCAUAACUAUUCAAAUUUAAGAAAGUCCAAAAUUCCGUGUUUCCAAUAGAGGACAUUGAGCAGAGAUUUUUGUCUCUGCUAUAUCCGAUUCUCUGCCACACUCCUAGACUCAUCAAUUCAACAAAUAUUAACGUCAAUCAAAUAAAUUCAACAUAAAGUCACAACCAUUCUAAAAACCACACCCACAAAAGCAAGUUCUAUUUUUUUUUUUUUUUCUUCUUUAUUUAAAGAAAAGGGAGUUUUGUAACGUCCACCGAAUUACCGAAAUCAGCCGAGAGCCGCGCACAAAGCUGUGUCUUCAAUCUUCAUAAAUUUCUGCAUGUAGUGCAUGGCCAUGUUCAACAUCUGGUAUGGCAGCAACAGCAACACAUUUUGCGAGACAAGUAGGCACAGCUGUAAAGGAGAAAAUUGGAAGGACAAAAAGAGCACAAGCACCAUGGUACACCUCUCUGAUGGCUGCUGCUUCUCGUGCACUUGUUGAAAGGUUACCAUUGGUGGAUCUCAUUGUUGAAGUCAGAGAUGCAAGGAUUCCUUUGUCUUCAGAAUGUGAGUUAUUAAGAAACAACCUAUGCUCCUCUAGGCAAAUUAUAGCACUGAACAAAGCGGAUCUUGCUGGUCGAUCUGGUUCGCAAGCAUGGACUGAUUAUUUUAGGAGAACAAAUUGCAUAUCAUGUGGAGUCGACGCUCAUAACAAGGAGAGCAUCAAAGAGCUUUUGGGCCUUAUACAGCGGCAAGUGAGAGAAUUGAGGGGAACUAGUCAUGCUAAUUAUACUGCAACAGUGAUGUUAAUUGGAAUUCCAAAUGUUGGAAAGUCAGCUCUUGCCAAUUCCUUGCAUCAAGUGGGGAGAAUUAGUGCAGCAGAAAAAGGAAAGUUGAGGCAUGCAACUGUGAGUCCAGAACCUGGGGAGACUAAAGACAUAAAAAGUUUUAAGAUUGGUAGUCAUCCCAAUAUUUUUGUCUUAGACACACCAUCUGUUUUAUCUCCUGAUGUUCCUGACGUUGAAGUACUAUCAAAACUAAUUUUAACAGGAACAAUCGGAGAUUGUUUGGUCAGUAGAAAAGAAAUUGCUGAAUAUUUUCUGGCUAUUCUCAACUCUAGUGAGGAAUACAAGAAAUGGGUAAAAUUAUCAAGUGAUAAUACUGUCGGAAUAUACCACGGCAUUCCAAAAGGGUGUUUGACUUUUUCUGAGUUUGAAGGAAAGAAGAAAAAGCAAAUUCCAACUGAUCACACGCAGGAUGACAUAGUGUGCCAUGUUCGGCGAACCCUUUUUGAAACAGUUUCAUCUUUUGAUGGAAACAUAAGCUAUGAAGAUGAAAUGGGAGCACUUAUUGCUAGGCAGUUUGCUGCAUUGCAAGAAGCCUUCCAUGUUUCAGCUGAAUGUGGAGAAGAUGCUCAUGUCAAGGUUGCUGGGAAGUUGCUUAAUCUUUUCCGCACGGGUCGACUUGGACAUUACGUUUUGGAUCAUCUUCCAUAAAAUUUCACUAAUCAUUGCAGUCAAUCCACUGCAUAAUAAUAAUAAUAAUAAUAAUCUCUUCACGCUUAGAUCAGUCUUAACUAAGGAAAAAAAAGCUAUUCAAUGUAAGACCCAGGCACUUGAAUUGGUUGGAUCUAUUUCAAUCACCCAUAAACUAAUUUGAUUAUGGAAGUAGAAACGCCAUAUUGGUAUAUCGUAACAUUGUCGUACAAGUCCUUGCUAUAAGUAAUUAAAUAAAUGUAUAAUGUUGCAAUGUGUCUCUUAUUUUA
This is a messenger RNA of Arachis ipaensis, 1749 nucleotides long. Lineage: Eukaryota; Viridiplantae; Streptophyta; Magnoliopsida; Fabales; Fabaceae. The record is from RefSeq and is a predicted model, not a curated record.